CUCGCGAGCAAUUCCACCCUCGCCGCACCCUCUGACGUCACGCAGCCUCCGUUUAUUGAUCCAUUACGAAAUUACAGUCUAUAUGUAUUUCAACUUGAGCCAAGUAUAAGACGGUGUCACAAUGUGCCACGUACGAAGAAACAUAGCGUUAGAAAUCCUUAAACAUCGCCGAUCCUAACUUAAUUUCUCCUUAAUAACAAAAUGGAAAAUUAAAUGUUCAAAGUUUAUUUUCAGUCUACGAUAUAUCGUUGAUAUAUUUUUAUAACUCGUCUCAAAUUGUUAAGAUAGUAAUGUAAAAACUACGAAGAGAAUAAACAUUUAGUUGCCUUUUAACACGUUCUACCGAACGGUUGCUUUUCUCGUUUCUUAUAAAAGGACUCGAAAUCACGAGAGCGGCUCUUCCGACGAGUGAAAACGGUUCAAGAGCGGAGUUUCCGCUCGCAGAACGAGUGCGGUCCGCCAGUUCUGUCGCAAGCUUCGCCGCGGACAGACGUGCAAGUGGGGUUACCUACGCACCGGGGUGAAACUUGCAAGCUCCCCCUUAUCGAGCUUUCAAAUGGCUGUGCCUUUUAGAUUUUGACAUUUUCCUCGUUUCCCCUUCUCUCCCGUCGCACUUUUUCCUUUUUACGUCCAUCCGUUAGCUUCUACGGUUCGUCGUUUUCGUCGUCGGAAAACCACCAUGCCAAGAAAAAUCGGAUUCCACGUCGUGUACGCCACCAGCGAAGAGGACAGGCACUCUUCGCUGGAACUGAACGUUCAUGGACCGACGGUAAGAGGGUGGCAAAGUUCAAGAAAAUGUACGUAUCCUCAGGAACUCAUCCUGCGCCUCCACGGACCGACGAAACUUACGAGAAUACAAGUCCUGGCUCAUCAGUACCUUAUACCUGAAAAGCUGGAAAUAUGGACGUCGAGAGAAGAGAAUGCCUCGGUUACGACGGAGUUCAGUUAUUUGGGUUACAUUACAUUGUCCGACAAUGCUUCUACUAUGUACAAAAGCAGAGAGCUUAAGAGCGUAGCACUUCCGGAGACAGAGGCUGUCUCCUUGAAACUGAGACUGCACAAACCGCAUAGUAACGCGCACAACGUUUACCAGCAGGUCGGCCUUAUCGCUAUCAAUAUCCUCGGCGAACCGUACGGACAAGAGCUGACGGGACAAGGAGACGCUCCGUACAAUCCUCACUACACGUCCCCGUAUGAUGAUCUAGCCUUCGAGAUGUACGUCGAUCGCGAGGUCGCUAAAAUCAUCAGACAAAUGGAGGCGAAAAAGUUGCAGGCUGUAGAAGAGGAGAGAUUCGAAUACGCUUCGAAGUUAAAGAUAGCCAUGGAGAAUCUGCGAAAAGCCGGGGAACGCCUUGGAAAGUACGAAUUAGAGAAAAAGUAUGCUAUAGCGUUGGAAGACUACGAUAAAGCCAAAGCGAAGAAGGCACAAGCGCAACAAUACAGACAGCAAGUCUACCAAAGUCUGGAGGUGCAAGAUCUACUCGAAAUUCACGGGCCACUGGAAAAAAACAACUUGUCGUCGGUGGAGGGAAAGGAACAUAUAUCGGUAGACACCUGUACCUCGAACACGGCUACUGUUCCCGAAGAUAUCACGUCUCCUCCGAGGCUGGUGAUCCCGCCUAAUCGCGACGGAGCUAUAUCGCCAACCGGACCCGCGCAUCAACCACCCGUUUCGCCACUGCAUCAAAAACCAAACAGUCCCGAAGUCACCGACAGUCCUACGAACGGAGUCGUGGAAAGGCAAAACAAUUGCAACAAAGGAUCGCUCAGACGGAAGACUAAGUCCGCAGGACCUGCGCUUCGAUCCAGUUACGAAGCUUACGAGGAGAGAACGAUUCCUGCCUUAAGACAUUCGCACACGAACGAAUUCACGAGAGAAUGCCACAUGGAGAACACGGAUACGAAGAUGAUCUCAAAGUUGAACGACAGGGAAAAGAAGCAAGCCGCGUUACCUAUAGCUGUCUUCGGAAUGGAAAUGGUAGAAAAAUUCUAUUCGAAACAAUUUACGGAUAAGGAGGAAGGGCUGAUGCAGCUGAAGGAGGAAUUAAAAACGUUCGAUUCGGAGGUUUCGAAACAUUCGGCGAAUAAAACAGCCAGAGCUGCAAUUUUGCUACUACACAGAGCUCUCAGGGAUAAAGUGUUCAGUGUGUAUAGCCUGGCAGCGCAAUUGAUCAGGAUUUUCUUUUCGGAGUUUGCGUCAGACAGAGUAUCGUCAACCGAAAUCGUGAGAAGCGUGGAGCGUCUACUUCCAGAACUGUUGACAAAGUCGGGCGACACCACUCCGAGAAUUCAUAAUAUGGCUGUGCACACGAUACUGAGUAUGGCAGACUGCAAAUGCGUCAGAGAAUUGCAUAUAAUACCGGUACAUUUGACGAGACCCGUAAGCAGUAGCACGCAUCAAAGACUGGCCCUCAGUAGGCUCGAAAUGGUGGAGCAGUUGAUUCUGAACCAUGGAAUUUCUACCGACAAACAAAGUGGACUCACUUGUCGAACGUUGUCAGAAUUGGGUUCCUCGGGUUUGCAUCAUCCGGCGGAAGCAGUUAGGAAAGUAUCGGAGAGGAUUCUGGUGCUGGUGUACAAAGUGAAUCCUAGAUUAGUUCGAAAGCAAUUGCCUCCGGAUGACGAUAUUACCAGGCGGAACCUGUUGUAUCGUCAACUAUUUCACGAAUUCGAUCUCAUCGAUCUUCAGAGAAAAAAGGAAGCGGACGCGUGUCACAAAACGACGACACCGACGCGGACGAAAUCGACGGAGAAUAAUGUAGCUAACUUAACAAAGUCUCCAUCUAGAACGAGUCCUGUUGUUAGUACAGGAAGCUCAACGAGCGUCACGUCUCCGUCCGAGAAUAGCACGGAUCACAAAGGUGACAAAAUGUGCAUAUUCUGCCUGUCCAAAGGACAAAGCUAUUCCGAAGAAGGACUAAAUAUCCAUUAUUGGAGAAGCUGCCCGAUGUUGACGAAAUGCGAAGCGUGUAAGCAAGUAGUGGAAAUUUCGUAUUUAAAUCUUCACUUGUUAAACGAAUGCGAUAUGAGAAGCAAUUACGUGAAAUGCGAAACGUGUAAAUUGGCAGUCCAUGAAAACUCAUUUGAGGAACACAGAAAUAAUAACAAGUGUACAAAACCCAUCGAAGGAUACGACCGUUGUCCGCUCUGCUCUAGUCUCGUGAAUCAAAAUAAAUGGAGAGAGCAUCUCAUGGGUGAACAUCCUUGUACAAAUAAUCCAAGAAAUAAACUAGCGAAAACCUGUUCAAAGUCUCCAUCCAAUUCUCAUCUCGGAGGAAAAAUGACCUCACCAACUAGUAGAGAUUACUAGCGUCAACCAUCAACUUCGAACAAUUCGGAGUAUAAAGAGUUUUAGAGAAGAUUUUUCUUUUUUUUUUUUAUAUAUACAUAUAAUUUAACUAUACGUUACGAGCUAUUCAGCAUUUUUCAUAUUUCUACUUGUAUUUAAAUGUUUUUUAUAGGAAAACCCGUCCUUCAUUAGUAGAAAUACCUCUAUGUUGAACAAAUUUCUAGUCGUACAUUGAAAUCUAAUCCGUAGAACACUAAGAAUCUUGGUAUCAACUAUAUCGAAAAAAGAAGAAAAUCUAACUAACGUGUAAUACAAUUCGAAACGAAUGUCAAUGCACGAAACGGAUAGUCAUCUUUUUCAAAUUUAAAAUACGGUAGAAGCAAGGAGUUCCAUACAAUCUAAUAACAUAUUAUUAAACAUUAUGGCAUUGGCCAUUUUUCAAUUAAUGAUUCCUUCGCAUCCGGCCAUAUUUAUAAUAUUUAUACUGUAAUCUAUCAGUAUAAUAUCCUGGACAUAGUAGUUGAAAAUAACGAAAAAGGAAAGAGUACUUCUCGCUCAAAUUACGUAAAAUAUUACAUGUAAUUUCAUAAAUUAUUUCAUAGAAAAUGGAUAGUAAAAACGGCAUUUCCCAUUAUAAUA
Messenger RNA from Hylaeus volcanicus, 3928 nucleotides. RefSeq names its product centrosomal protein of 104 kDa. NCBI's taxonomy places the organism in Eukaryota, Metazoa, Arthropoda, Insecta, Hymenoptera, Colletidae. The transcript is spliced from 16 exons. The record is from RefSeq and is a predicted model, not a curated record. Gene Ontology annotation, cellular component: cilium. The coding region runs from base 680 to 3310 and encodes 876 amino acids. Gene Ontology annotation, molecular function: protein binding.